Messenger RNA from Euleptes europaea (tarantolino), 3327 nucleotides. It is a transcript of the gene DHX34, whose product is annotated as DExH-box helicase 34. The record is from RefSeq and is a predicted model, not a curated record. The coding region runs from base 1 to 3327 and encodes 1108 amino acids. Gene Ontology annotation, biological process: nuclear-transcribed mRNA catabolic process, nonsense-mediated decay. Gene Ontology annotation, molecular function: RNA binding. Lineage: Eukaryota; Metazoa; Chordata; Lepidosauria; Squamata; Sphaerodactylidae. The transcript is spliced from 16 exons. Gene Ontology annotation, cellular component: intracellular anatomical structure.
AUGGAGCCACCUGGGGAGGAGUGCGACUGGAGCUGCUCUGCCACGCGAGCCUGCCUGGAGGAGGCCCAUUUCCCGGCGAGCGUGGGAGCUGAAGAGAGGAGCGAGUUCUGGGCCUUCUGGGAGAGGCUGCAGCGUUUCCGUGGCCCAAAGGCAGAGAAGGGUCUUGCAGGCUCUUGCCGCCCCCCUUCGCAGUCUGGCGUGGCAAAAUUGCCGCAGGAGUACGACUCCCGCUUGCGCAUCAACCUGCAGCUUCCAAGGCGGGAAGCGGCAAGAGUGCCGGGCGGCCAGCUGCGAGAUUUCCGUCGGGCCCUGCUCCACUUCUUGGACUUUCAACAGAAGCGCAGUUUCUCGCGCCUGGCGCAGCUGCAGAGAGAACGGGCCGCCUUGCCCAUAGCACGCUUCCGGGAGCCGCUGCUGGCUGCUGUGGCAAGGAGCCAGGUGGUGGUGGUGGCUGGAGACACGGGCUGCGGCAAGUCCACGCAGGUGCCGCAGUUCCUCCUGGAUGCCGGAUACACCCAUGUGGCCUGCACCCAGCCCCGGCGCAUCGCCUGCAUCGCCUUGGCCAAGCGGGUGGCCUACGAAAGCCUGCAGCAGUACGGGAACCAGGUCGGCUACCAAAUCCGCUUCGAGAGCACCCGCUCCUCGGCCACGCGGAUCGUCUUCCUGACCGAAGGGCUGCUCCUGCGCCAGGCCCAGCGGGACCCCACGCUGCCUGGCUACCAUGUGCUGCUGGCGGACGAGGUCCAUGAAAGGCGCUUGCACGGGGACUUCCUCCUGGGGCUGCUGCGGAGGCUCCUGCUGGCCCGGCCCGACCUGAAGCUGGUGCUCAUGUCUGCCACCAUCAACAUCCAGCUCUUCGCUGACUACUUUGGGGGGGCCCCCGUGAUCCAAGUCCCCGGCCGGCUCUUCCCCAUCAUGGUCCUGUAUGAACCCAUCCCCCCCGAGGAGGGGGCCAGUGGGCGUAAGGAACGGCUGGAUCCCCGGCCCUACCUGCGUGUCCUCCAGUCCAUCGACCACAAGUACCCUCUGGAGGAGAGGGGCGACCUGCUCAUCUUCCUCAGCGGCGUAGCCGAGAUCGGGGCUGUGGUGGAGGCUGCCCAGACCUAUGCCGCUCACACCCAGCGCUGGGUGGUUCUUCCUCUGCACAGCACCCUCUCUGUGGCUGAGCAGGACAAGGUAUUUGAUGUGGCGCCCCCCGGAGUCCGGAAGUGCAUCGUCUCCACCAACAUCGCUGAGACGUCGGUUACCAUUGACGGUGUGCGCUUUGUGGUCGAUUCAGGAAAGGUGAAGGAGCUCAGCUACGACCCCAAGGCCAAGCUGCAGCGGCUGCAGGAGUUCUGGAUCAGUCGAGCCAGUGCCGAGCAGCGCAAGGGGCGUGCCGGUCGGACGGGGCCCGGAGUCUGCUACCGGCUCUAUGCUGAGUCGGACUAUGACGCCUUUCCGGCCUACUCAGUGCCAGAGAUCCAGCGCGUGGCUCUUGAUGCCCUGGUGCUUCAGAUGAAGAGCAUGGGUUUGGGGGACCCGCGAGACUUCCCUUUCCUGGAGCCUCCCCCUGUGGCCAGCCUGGAGACAGCUGUGGGAUACCUGAAGCACCAGGGAGCGCUGGACACAGAGGAGAAUCUCACGCCCAUCGGGAGCCUGCUGGCCGAGCUGCCGGUGGAGGUGGUGGUUGGGAAGAUGCUCGUGCUGGGCACUCUCUUUGGCCUGGCUGCCCCCACCCUGACCACGGCGGCCAUCUUGAGCAUACCCUCCCUGUUCAUGCGCAGUGGCAGCGGGCGUUCUGACCCGGACUGCGCUACUGCCCGGCGGCCUCUGGAGAGCCCCGUGGGGGACCCCCUGACUUUGCUGAACGUCUUCGACGCCUGGGUGCAGGUGAAGUCUGAGAAGCGUGGUGGGUCCCGGCGUUGGUGCCGCCGUCGAGGCCUGGAGGAGCACCGGCUCUACGAGGCAGCCAACCUGCGACGCCAAUUCCAGGAACUGCUCCGGGACCACCAGCUGCUGGAACCUGCCGCUCGGCCCAGCGACGCCUAUACCCGGCAGAGCCGGCUCCGGGAGCGCCGGGAGCUGCACAGACUCAAGCGGGAACACGAGCAAGGGGCGGGCCGGCGGCGCAAGGUGCUUCGCCUGUGGGAUGAGCAGGCUGGUUCUUCCUCGGGAGACGAAGGGGAGGCGGAGCGUGGCCUUGACAUCCAGGACGUGAAGUUCCAGCUGCGCCACAACGUGUCAGAGCUGCAGGCGGCAGCCUCGGUGGGGCAGGGCCUGUCGCGGCCCCAGCUGGCCCUCCUGCAGCUGGUGCUGGGCCGGGGCCUGUAUCCCCAGUUGGCGGUCCCGGACCCCUUCAACAGCACCCGCAAGGACUCGGACCAGAUCUUCCACACCAAGGAGAAGGCUGGCAUCCUCCUGCAUCCCACCAGCAUCUUUGCCAACUCACCGGAGCUGCUGGCACAAGACCGGGGGGCUGAGCGCCACAGAGGCGCAAAGGACGACCUGAGCAGCCACCACCAGAUCCUGGCCUUUGUCUCGCUGCUGGAGACCAACAAGCCCUACCUGGUGAACUGCCUGCGCCUGCCCGCCUUGCAGGCCCUCCUGCUCUUGGCCCGUUCCCUGGACACCAACGCAGACUGCACGCGCGUCGUGGCCGACUCAUGGCUGGAGCUGCAGGUCCCUGUGGCCGAGGCCGCCCUGCAGUUGCUCUCCGCCGCCCUACGGCUCCGUGCCUCCUGGGAGAAGGUGCUGGAGCAGCAGCUGGCCUGCCGGAGAACCCCCAGGGGCCAGGAGGAGGGAGCCGAGGAAAGCCGGCCCAGCUCCCGCCAAGUGGGCCUGCUCACCCGGGAGCUUCUGGCCUUCCUGCAGACGGAGGUGCAGUACAGCCUGCGGCGGCUGACACCCCUGGAGCAGCAGCAUCUGUAUGUGGGGCCCCAGGGGGUGGCUGCAGGGCCCCCCAGCCUGUUCCAGGGAAUGGAGAUGGUGCCCGACGAGGUGAAGGGGGGCUACAAGGUUGGCGGCUUCUUGACCUUCCAUUGCCUGGUGGGCGAGGGGGACCUCUACGGCGAGUGUCUGCGCAGCUUCUGGACAUGCCCGCGGUGCAGCCUCUACAUGCCCUUCACCCCACUGGAGCGGGUGGCCCAUGAGGACGCCUGCCGGUCCCCAGGCCCAGAGGGGGAACCUGGCCUGGCUGGUCCUUCUGAAGACGCUGCCCAGAGCUCUUCCGGAGCCUCUGCCCUGCAGCAGCCGUACCACUGCCCCUCCUGCCAGCAGAAGCUCCUCCUGACUCCCACGGAAAUCUUGCGCCACCGGAAGCAGCAUCAGGUGCCCUCGGACGGGUGA